Messenger RNA from Entamoeba invadens IP1, 681 nucleotides. RefSeq lists its product as hypothetical. NCBI's taxonomy places the organism in Eukaryota, Evosea, Mastigamoebida, Endamoebidae. The transcript has a single exon. The coding region runs from base 1 to 681 and encodes 226 amino acids. The record is from RefSeq and is a predicted model, not a curated record.
AUGGAAAAUUAUUUGAAUGAAGUUAAAGCACUUUGCGAAAGUGUUCAACCCGCCUUGGAAGAUUAUUCCAACAAACUUAAUGCAGCAAAUGAAGCAUUUGUUCAAACUUUAAGCUCAAUAGCAACUUCUUUGAAGUGUUUAUCAGAAACAUCAUAUGCUAUAUACAGUGCGAAUAAUACUGCGCAUCAACCAGACAAUUCACAAGAGAUUGCGGCUCUCAAACAAGAAAAUCAAUCCCUUCGCACUCAGCUUGAAGAGUUAAAAACGGUAGUUUUAUCACUCAAAGAAAACAAAGAAACUUCUAUGAGGAGUAGCGCUGGUCAUCAACACAGUCCUUCCGUCCCUCAAUCGUAUUCUUAUACUCCAAAGUCAAGUAUAGUUCCUACUAUCCCCACUUAUUCCAAUCCAAUGUCACAACCAUCUACAACCAUCCCUUAUCAAGUACAACAACCUAUCAUAAACGUUGCCCAACCCAACACCAAAUCUAUUCCAACGACCAAUCCCUUCACCAAUCAACCACAACAAAUUUCAAGUAUGCAAUUCACUCCAGGUGUUUUAUCCGUCCCACAACAGCCGAGCAUUUCCAUCGAACCAAAAGUGGUCAACAAAAUGCAACCAACUUCAACCAUCAAAUCAUCGAACACUUCAAAACCACAAAUUGGUAGUUUUGAACCAAACUAA